CUAGACUGUAAACCGUCAUUGCGAUUCCAAACAUUCUGAGGAAUGGAUGGCAGCCAGCCUUUUUUUGCUCUUGUUGUGUUUAUAGUUUGCUAUUUUCUUCUGUCUUCUCUGAAAGGGAAAACUGCGAACAGGUCCUACAAGGGUCCUGCUAUUUAUCCCAUAGUAGGCUCAGCCUACGAGAUCGCUACAAAUCGCAAUAGGUUUCUGGAAUGGCUAACAGAAACACUCCAAAAAAUGCCAACGAAAACCUUUGUGACCAAACGACCCGGUGGAACUAUGGAUGUCUGUACUGCAGAUCCUGCAAACGUGGAGUAUAUGCUCAUAACCAACUUCGAAAACUAUCCGAAAGGAGAACGUUUCACCUUUCUUCUCCAUGAUUUCUUGGGUCGAGGCUUCUUCAAUGCCGAUGGAGAGCUGUGGAAGAUGCAGAGGAAGACCGCCAGCUAUGAGUUCAAUACCAAGUCUCUCAGAAGCUUCGUGGUGGAGACUGUGCAGUGGGAGAUUCGGAACCGGUUGGUGCCAGUGCUGUCAAGCGCAUCUAAAACAGGCAGGUCUUUAGAUUUGCAAGAUGUUUUGCAAAGGUUUGGAUUUGACAAUAUCUGCAGGGUUGCUUUUGGGGUGGAUACCGCCUGCCUACUCCCCUCAAUGCCCACUUCACCAUUUGCCGAAGCUUUUCACGAUGCCACAGAUCUUAGCGCCGGGAGGUUCAUGUAUGCUGUUCCCUUUCUCUGGAGAGUCAAGCGCAUGCUUAACAUCGGCUCUGAAAAGCGCCUACGCAGAGCACUCAAAGUAGUCGAUGAAUUUGCUUCGGAAGUGGUAAGUUCUAGAAGGAAGCAGAUCUCAGUGGAAUGCCUUGAAAGAAAUGAUCUGCUUUCAAGGUUCAUAGCAGUUCUCAUAGAUAAUUCAAAUCGGUUCGACAAGGAGGUUUAUUUCGAAGAUGAUAAAAAAUUGAGUGGUACGAUAGAUACUUUUUUGAAGGAAAUGGUGGUGAGCUUUUUUUUGGCAGGCAGGGAUAGUACUUCCGUUGCUCUAACAUGGUUUUUCUGGCUGCUGACUUGUUACCCAAGGGUGGAGGAAAGCAUUCACUCUGAAAUCUUACAGAUCUUGGCUAAGAGAUUGCAGCCCACAACAGCUGAUGAAGAAGGGAUUAGUUUCAGUUUUGAAGAAUUUAAGGAUAUGCAAUAUCUGCAUGCUGCUCUGUGCGAGUCAAUGAGACUUUACCCUCCUGUGCCUGUGGAUACUAAAUAUGUCUCCAGAGAUGAUGUUUUACCAGAUGGGACUUGUGUGAAGAAAGGAUGGAAUUUGAGUUACAGUAGUUAUGCGAUGGGCAGGAUGGAAAAUAUUUGGGGUAGUGAUUGUUUGCAGUUCAAGCCUGAGAGAUGGUUAGAAAACGGGGAAUUUGUGGGAGAAAACCCGUGUAAGUUUCCAGUAUUUCAUGCUGGGCCUCGAGUAUGUCUGGGUAAAGAGAUGGCAUUCAUACAGAUGAAAUCAGUGGUGGCUUCUAUCAUGCAUGGAUUCAGAAUUAAGGUAGCAGAUGGGAUUAGGUGUCCCGACUAUGUGCUUUCUCUGACAAUGCGCAUGAGAGGAGGGCUACCUGUUACAGUAGCAUGUCGCUGACGUACCUAGUCCAGUCUGUUAUUAAGAAAUGUUUAGUGAAGGUACCAACUAGUAGGUUGGAUGUACUGGUUAAUUUUUUUGAAGGACUGUGUACUCUAGACUUCUUAAGUUAUGAUUAUGAGUAAUUAAUUGUAGAAAAUUAUAGGGCAUAAAAUGAUAUUUUCGAUAAGUCUUAUCUUUA
This is a messenger RNA of Cryptomeria japonica (Japanese cedar), 1798 nucleotides long. RefSeq names its product cytochrome P450 94A2. The transcript has a single exon. Gene Ontology annotation, molecular function: monooxygenase activity; iron ion binding; heme binding. The record is from RefSeq and is a predicted model, not a curated record. The coding region runs from base 43 to 1617 and encodes 524 amino acids. NCBI's taxonomy places the organism in Eukaryota, Viridiplantae, Streptophyta, Pinopsida, Cupressales, Cupressaceae.